AUGAAGUGGACAAUAGUGACAAUCUUCAUCUUUUCUUCCCUCGUUGGAAGCAUUAGCUCUCGUCGUCUCAAGCCAAGAAUUAUCGGAGGAUCCAACGCAAAAAUCACAGACUUUCCUUACCAAGCGUCGCUUCGACUCGUUGGUUUGUACCACCUCUGUGGUGGUAGCAUCAUCAGCGAGAAACAUAUUCUCACGGCAGCUCACUGCGUUGAUAAUCUCUUCGUAAAGCCUCCGUGGACGUUGGUAAGUGUACACACAGGAACCGAUAACUCGAGCAGUCCAGGUCAGGUGCAUAAGAUCGACUGGAUUAAGAUUCAUCCAGACUGGAAGCAAAUACAGGAGUCGUCAUACCGUCACGAUAUUGCUAUUAUUAAGCUACAAGACGAGAUUGUCUUUGAUGAGAAUCAGCAAAAAAUUAGUUUACCCAGCAAAGACAUCUAUAGUGGGAUGAAGGUCAAUUUGACCGGUUGGGGUCAUUACGAACACGACAGUGCCGAAUCGGUACUGCUCCAAAAGCUCAAGACGAAGCUCCUUACGAAUACAGAAUGUCAGCCGGAUUACAAAGAGACAUUAUACGAGGAUCAAGUUUGCGCUUUCAGUAGGAGAGGAGCCGGCGCUUGUCAUGGCGACAGUGGCGGGCCGUUGGCUGCUGAUGGAAAAGUCGUCGGAAUCGUUUCUUGGGUCGUUACGGAAAAGUGCGCUGUUGGUGUACCUGAAGUUUACACCAAUGUCUAUGCGCAUAGGGAGUUCAUUGAGUCCGCGAUAAGGGGAUGA
Messenger RNA from Nasonia vitripennis (jewel wasp), 774 nucleotides. Its product is annotated as chymotrypsin-1. The transcript has 4 exons. Lineage: Eukaryota; Metazoa; Arthropoda; Insecta; Hymenoptera; Pteromalidae. The record is from RefSeq and is a predicted model, not a curated record. Bases 1 to 774 code for a protein of 257 amino acids. Gene Ontology annotation, biological process: proteolysis. Gene Ontology annotation, molecular function: serine-type endopeptidase activity.